AUGACAUCUCCCAUCACAGUUGGAAAAUCUCCCAUCACAGUUAGAAACCUGGAGUUGGACGAUCAGACAAAGAUCGAAGAAGCACUGAGCAUAGGAAUGGCGAAGAAGUUUGUCAAUCACACAUUCAAAAGAGUAGAUGGCAUUUCUUCUCUUAUAUUCUUUGUGCUGGGCGGCUUGUACACUCUCAUAUCGGUCUUCACUGAGUUUAUGAGCGAAGGGAGGCUCCUGGAAGUACUAAACACAGACAAUGUUGUAAAAGCAUUCAUAUGCAUUCCAAUUGUGCUCAUGCUGCUGAAAAUCAUAUAUCUGAUGAAGAAACACCUGAGUGCAUUUGGAUUCAAGCAGGUAUCUACAGGAAAGUUCAUCGUAAUGUCACUAUACUUACUGACACUGCUGUUGAUGCUAUUGCUAAUUAUAUCAGGAAAACUUAAGUUUGAUAGAAAAGCAGUGCCUAUAGGCAUAUCAAUUAUGGCUUUCUUUAGCAUGGUGGUUUCAAACGAAUUUGUAGAGUUCAGGAAGCAGAAAGACAGAAACUACGUAGACUAUUUUAUUAUAAUUGGUGCCGCGUUCAUAACCAUCGACUGGAUUCUGCGUAUAGUAAGUGUAGUACUAGAUGCAUACUAUGAAAAAAGAGCAAUAACAUCAGAGAAUGCUGCCUGGUAUCUAAAGUUAGAGUCGUAUUCCAAUGGGUUCCACAUGACUACAAUAUUCCUAUUGCUUGCAUUUCCGCUGAUUCAAAAUUUUUUGUGCGAAGUAGAUGCGCUUUUUGAAGAAACAACAGACGAGCAGUUCCAGAUACUCAAUGUUCUAUGCAUUAUAGCUCUUGUGUUUGGCAUUCUGGCUAUCAUAAUGAAGGCAGAAAUAUUUAGCAAACAUAUAUCUAAAAAAAUUUCUGAUAAAUUCAUUGCUAGGCUUAACACAUUACCUUCUUAUGAUAAGUGA
Ordospora pajunii is the source of this 942-nucleotide messenger RNA. RefSeq lists its product as uncharacterized. Lineage: Eukaryota; Fungi; Microsporidia; Ordosporidae. The record is from RefSeq and is a predicted model, not a curated record. The transcript has a single exon. Bases 1 to 942 code for a protein of 313 amino acids.